GGGGUGGGGCUUCUGAAUGUUGGAUUUCCGAGUGCCGAUUAACCCUCCUCACCUAGGCUUGCUAAAGACCCCUGCCUGAUGUCUUGGGCGCCGGCCACGCUUUUGGAGCACGGCCCUGAACCUCCUCUUGCUUUUUCUCUCGCCAGCGAGGGAGACUCGGACCCCGAUUCCGAGUUGGAGGACCGCGUGGACGGAGUGAAGUCGUGGCUUUCCAAGAACAAAGGCUCUUCCAAGUCGGUCUCGGAGGACGGCAGUUUGAAGAGCAGCAGGCCCACCCUGGAUUCGGCUGGCAAGGAGGCGAAGGAAGGGGAGGAGAGGCCGGCCUCUGUCCUGAGCUCCCUGAGCUACCGGAAGCGCGCCAACCUCAAGGACUCCAUUGGAGGGAAGGGGGACGAGGAGAGCCUCUUCUCCACCCUGAGCGAGCGCCCGGCCUCUCCGGACCGCUCCUUCCGCAAGGCCAGCCGCAACUCGGUGGCCGGUGGCUUGGAUGAGGGCGGCUCCCUCGCGUCCUGGAAGAAGCCCCUCGGAGGAGGCAUGGAGGAGCUCAACGAGAGGGGCUCGGUCCUCUCCCAGACCUUCUCGGAGGCCAGCAGACGCCUCCCCAAGGGACAGGAGAAGCGCUGGUCUGUCUCAGCUGCCGAAUUGGAUCGGGCAUCAGUCCUCUCUGGCCCGGUCAGUCAGAGCGGGGCCUCCUGGGGUAGCCUGGACGCCCGGGAGGAUGACACCCGGUCGUCUCUCAGCCUUGCGCUCUCGAGCCCUGGAAGCUUGCGGCGGAGUGCUUCUCGCUUGGAUGACCUCAGCCCGUCCCACAGCCGCCCAGGCUCACGUGUCUCCUUGAGCCGCUCCCGGCUGGACGACGCGGCCAGCGUGGCCCUGAGCGACUCUCGCUCCCUCUGCAGCCAACACUCCCUCUCCCGCAGCCUCUCCGUGCCACCUCGACCCCGGACGUCCACCUCAGAGGACCUGCAGGCAGAUGAAGCUGACAUCCGGCCGGUCGGCCAUCGCAGUUACUUGGACCCGGAUCUGGAGGCGGCUAUCAGUGAGGUGUUAAACUACAAGCCCAUCAAGUUCAGGUGCUCCAGCCGGGACCCUGACUCGGAGGAGGAGGACCGCAGGAGCGUCCACAGCGCCAAGAGCGUUGCCCUCCUGGAGACCGUCGAGCACCCGGCUAGCAGCCUACGCCGGUCAGCCUCGGCCUUGGAUUUCUACAGGCCUCAUCAGAAAACGAAGGGUAGGAGAAGCCGGAAGAGGAGCAAUAGUUCCUCCAGUGACUCCUCCUCUUCUUCCUCCUCUUCCUCCUCUUCCGAGCGGCAGAGGAAGAGCUCCAAAAGGCAUGCCAAGAAGUCCAAGAAGAAGUCCAAGAAGAAGAAGCAGCAGCGGUCCCGCUCCGGGUCUUCUUCAGAGUCAUCUUCCAGCUCCACCGUCUCCUAUCGUAGCAACUCCAGCAUCAAGAAGGGCCCGAAGUGGUCUGACGGGGAGGGUGGCAGCGUCCCCAGAGAGGGGGGCCACGAGGCUAGGAAGUCCAGCAAGCAGCUGAAGAAGGAGGAGAAGCAGCACAAAAAGCAAGUGGACAGCCUGAUGAUGAAGUAUCUGUACCGGCCAGAGAGCGACUAAGGCAGGUGGCCGCAUGGAGUGUGCCGAGUGUCAGCACGGUGUUCCUGACUAAUCUCUAACCCGGGCAGAGGGGGGCUGGGAAGGGUGGGCGGGGGGCUUCCGGCUGGGUGGACAGCUGUUCCAAUAGCCAGACCGGAAGGAUGCCCAAGCGGUUUUCUGCAUGGUGGCCAAAUACGGAAGCUUGGGAUUCUUGUAUUUUGUGGACUGACCUCAAGCAUGGAUGCGUGUCUCCAGGAACUAACCCUGUCCUUGUGGGUUGUUGAUUAGCCCUCCCAUGCCAGUCUCUGUGCUGUUUGAGCUAGGAUGGUCGCAACCGUUUCGUGCAGCAGAGAAGGUCCCCGUUGAUCAAGGUCCUCUUUUUUUGUGGUGGAGGUGAGCUGCUGAUGCUUAAGAAGGGUCUUGCUCAGCUUGUGGCAACGGUCCCCUUGCAGCCUACAAGGAAGGGCGACAGCUUCCAAAACUUGUGGUGGGAGCAGAAGAUGCCCUGGCGCUCACUUCCUUUCCCCCUGCUGGCAUCUUCCUGAGAAGAGCCUGGCUGUCUCUGGCCAUGGUCCUCUGCGGUCUGAGGAUUAGGUCCAGAAGAAAACAGGGUCCCGAGGAGCUGCUGUCCACUCGGAAGCCUUCAAGAAUUGGCUGCCUUUAUUCCUUAGACAGUUGACGGGCCUACACCACUCCUCUCCCCACAGCGCACUCCCACUUGUAUCUGAGAGACGAGGGGCUGUGAGUCAGAAAAGUUUUCAGUUUUUUUUAAAAAGGGGGUGGGGUGGGGAGGUGCUUCGUUUCAACAUGCUGCUCUUGGCUUCUCUGCUGUUCUUUGGAUGUGAGUCAUCGCUUCUGGAAAGCCCUCCGUGGCCCAGGAAGAAAGUGGCUGGUUGGCUGGGCUGGCAAAGACCGCUAAGCAGAUACUCGCAUUGCCUCCCCGUAUCUAGGUUGAAAUACAACCGGAGAGGCUGUUCCGGAGGGGAGUGGCCCAGUCUUGUCCGAGCAGGCUUCCAGGUCAAGGGAGAAGGCUCAGGUCAUGAGAGCUCCGCUCAAGCCUUCCAGGUCAAGGGAGAAGCCUCAAAAAGAAGGCCAGGCUUGCCUGGUCUGCGAGCUGCCAAACCAGAUGCUGUCUGGAUCAUGAGCUGCCCGUGGUCAAGGACUUCCUCACGUGGCACGAAGAAGACAGCCUCUUGAAGGCUUUCGCUCUGCAGGAGUGGCCUUGAGACACCCGCCAGGGAGAGGAGCCGCUCUUCUCCUCAGGAGGCCGGACUCUUCUCUUUUCACCACCUGCCACUUCUCCAUCCACCCCCGUUUUUUACCUGUGCCAGGCAAACGCCAGCGGGCCUCCGUGAGGCUGGAGGGAGGGAAGAGAAGCCUCAAAGCCUUGCCAGAACCAAGCACUCCAUGUUUGGCAGCUGUUCCCUCCUGCAGUGGGAGCCUUUGUUUGCCCACCUCAGAGAUGUGACAAGGGAGAGGGGAGGGAUGGGGGGCUCUGCAGCAAGUGUUAGAAGAGGGGAAGCUGCAGCGGCGAAGGCAAGUCCGUGUGUGUGUGCAUGCGUGUGUUGGUGUGAUCCCCCUCCGCACGCCCACCAAAAUUAUUUGUGUACUAAAUUGUUUCCGACAGCUUUGAAUGGAAGAACUAUCUGGAAAGGCAAGAAUGUGUGUGUGCGCCGUGUGUGCCCGUGCGGGUUCUUUUCCCCCCUUUUGAAAGCAAUUUCUUUUUUAAAAUGUUCAAUUGCCGGUGCAGCCUCCUGCAGCUGGGAGAAUGUUGUGCUUCAGAUUUCUUAAUGCACUUAACGCUCCAGCUGACAUAACAGAAACGGAGCUGGGAGGAGUGGAAUUGGGUUUGGACAAGUGGAGAGCGGGAGGAAGGAGGAAGAGAGGGGGGCUUUCUCGAAGCCAGGGCAUGCUGGGCUGCAGAAAUACAGAGCGAGAAGGGAAAGGUUGUGGCGUGUGCGUACCCCACUCUGCCCACCUCUCUCCUGUGCAAGCCCCCCUCCAUUACGGCCCCUUCAGCAAGCUGCCCACGGUCCUGCCGGUUAAGUGUCGAAGAACAUCAGAAGAAGCAUGUUGGGUUAGCCCCCCGGCCCCGCUUAGCCUGGCAUUCCGUUCCUGGAGUAGCCAACCGGACACCAUCUGUGAGAGGCCCCGCGUGGGACAGGGGUGCUCCCUGGCAACUAGACUCACUCCAGACUGCCUCUGCCGUCACAGAGACCGAGUAUCCCCCAGCAGCUCAUCUCCUGCCAAGCUGGCCGCCCUCACAACAUCUUUGUGGCGUAGCCACUCCGCAGAUCGGUUCUGCACUCCGUAAAACCCUCCUUUCAUCCUAAGCGUCUCGCCAUCCAGCUUCUCUGAAGACGUUUCUCCUGGGUGCAAGAAAAAAUGUGCAAGAGAACAUGGCACACGCAUCUCCUUUCUUCGGCUGCACCUUUUUGUGUACAGGGGUUUCACAAACGUCCUUCACGGAGCACACAUUGUGGGAAGAGCAUACUUUUAACCCAGUGGUCAUUGUAGGAAACAAGGCGUUGAAAGCCGAUUCUCGCAAUGGACCUGGGGUGUUUGUUUGCUGGAGCUGGGCUGGAAAGCUUAGACACCAUGGUCAAAACCCUACCUGCUGCCAACAGGGAUGUGUAUUUAUUCCAGGCUGGGCUGGGCUGGGCUGGGCUGGGCUGG
This is a messenger RNA of Python bivittatus (Burmese python), 4269 nucleotides long. The record is from RefSeq and is a predicted model, not a curated record. NCBI's taxonomy places the organism in Eukaryota, Metazoa, Chordata, Lepidosauria, Squamata, Pythonidae.